Molecule: messenger RNA, 6369 nt
Organism: Magnolia sinica
Lineage: Eukaryota; Viridiplantae; Streptophyta; Magnoliopsida; Magnoliales; Magnoliaceae
Exons: 10
Coding region: 120-5684 (1854 amino acids)
Cellular component (GO): nucleus; exosome (RNase complex)
Molecular function (GO): protein binding
Source: RefSeq, a predicted model, not a curated record
CCCUUGCAAUUUCUAUUUGGCCAGAGCCAAACCGCCAUUUUACUGCCCUAGGGAAGAAUAAGAGAGAGAGAGAAAGUCAGAGAGAGAGAGAGAAACCCUAGAGAGGGGGCGAGAGAGGGAUGGAGGAAGAGUUGAGAGCGAAGGCCAUGGCCUCCAUGUCCAUCUCUGCAAAACCUAACAGCACUCCCAAAACCAACGACGACGUUGACGAAAAGCUCAAGAAGAGGGAGAAAUCGUCUUCUUCUCAAUCUCUCCAUGCCAGAGAAGAAGGAGAGCUCUCCUCCGGGGAAGACGACGGCGCCGACGAAGAACGAGAAGUAGAAGCAGAAAAGAAUCGGGAAGUGCCUGUUCAGUCAGCCGGUUCUGCCUCUCUACUUACAGCUGAGCCCAAUCAUGUGGCUGCUGCUCAUAGGAAAAAACAUUUUCAAAGUUCAAGUGCCGGGGGAAAACAUCUUCCUGCAAAUGGUCUUGCAAGCCGUGUUGAUUCUCAUCAUCCAACAUCUACUGCACGAAACUACAGCAAGCACUUUGAGAUGAAUCCAAUGGUUUCUAGAUCUAAUAAUCAUCAGGUUCCUGGCUGGCAAUUGCGUUCUGAGGCAGAUCGUAACCUUGUUAUUAGGUUUUCUGAUGACGAUGACUCCGGAAGUGACUCUGAAGAGCAUAAAUCAGAAAGUGCCUCAGAAAGGAGAGGUACUACACCUAGAGUGGAUGCGGAUAAAAUACCAGCAGCUUCAACACAACUGAAAACAAAAAACUUGCAACGGCCUCCAACUACCCAAACAGAAAAGCUGAAGAAAGUCUCCUUGAAUCACUCAGUCAUCUCAUCUAUUGCCAGAAUCCAUGGACCCAAUUUCAGGGGUACUGGAACUUAUUUGUCAAUUGAGCGGGAGUCCCGCAUUCAAAGGAAUGAAUCCCUCAAUAAGGCUUCGACUAGCCGGGAGCCUAGAUGUGUCCAAGGUGCAAAAUCAACAGAUAGUGAGCUGGAAAUCCUGCGGCGGAAAAUUGCUUUACGUGAAAAUGAACUAAAGCUUCAACGCAAAUCUAUGCCUCAACGCAAGGAAAAAGUUUCAGGUUCAUAUGCGGACUAUCAUGGCACGCAUGCAGAAACUGAUGCAGACAAGUUGUGCAGACCAGCUUCUGUUAAUACUGUAGAAUUAGCUAUCGAUGAGCAGGAGAAGAAUUGUUUGAAACUCGUCGAACAUUCUCACACCCCGCCCAACUCGGAUGGCCAACUACAAACUCCAGUACAUGCUAAGGAAUUUACUUCAGAAUUGAAAGAGCAAGUAAUGGAAAAUGUGCGUGCCAAAGACAUUCCUAUGAGCACAACACAUCCAAGAGUCAAUAAACGGCAAGGGAAAUAUGAUGAACGGGUUCCUCUUUCAUCUGGUGAUCUUGUUGAAACUAAGCAGGGAGACUCUCCCAUAUCUUUUGUUGGAACCACAUUAUCUACACCCAAUUUUGGGGUGCCUUCUAAAGAACAUAAUAAUAGUUUAUGUGGUGCCGGCAUAUCUGGAAAUUGCAGUCAGAAAGACAACAGUCAUGGGUUGGUGGAUGCAUCUAGGUUGUUAAACAGAAGCUCAACGUUAGUGCAGUCGGCAUCCAAUGCAGAGGAUGGAGUGCUUGAGAUGCCUCCCGCAAAGAAAUUUUGCUCUGAAAUGUCAAAGCAUCGCAGUAUAGUUCGGGGAACUCAUGCAUCUAGUUUCUCCCCAGACAAAGCAUCAUCUCAGCAUAAUUUAGUGAACAACAGCGAGCACAAUGAAAUCAUAUCUCACAAUGGGAUACAGCCGCACACAGCUUCUAAUAUUUUUGAUGAGUGUUCAAAUCAUGUUCAGGAGACCACACUGGCUACUUUUGAUGCAUCUCUACAGAGUGGAAGCCUCAUGAAUUAUUUGAAUCAGUGGAAUGCUGAGGGGCGGAACAGCAUGGAUGUACAGAAUCUGGCGAAGAUGGAGGAGUUGUUGGACAAGGAGUUAGAGGAAGCACAGGAGCUCAGGCGUAGGUGUGAGCUUGAAGAAAGAUCUGCACUGAAAGCUUAUCGAAGUGCACAGAGGGCUUUGGUCGAUUCUAAUGAGAGAUGUAGUUACCUAUAUCAAAAAAGAGAGUUGUUUUCAGCCCAAUUUCGAGCUCUUGCAAUGGAGAAUUCCGGUUCUCUGUGGUCUUCUAGGUGGCAUGGGGAAACUGGGCUAGAUUCCAUAAAAAAUGUACCAAAAGCUAAUGUUAAUCUGCUACCUCAUUUAAGUUGUCAGCUGCCUGCUGAUCCUGAGGUUAUGGAUCAGGAGAUCCGUGAAUCUAACACGCAACUUAUUGAUGGUGCUCCCCAUAAUAAAUCUUACCAGCGUACAUACAGACACAUUUUAGGGUCUGAGCCUUGUAGCGAACCUGAUGCCAGUACGUCAGAGCAAUUACCUCAUAAGGACAGUAGUGCUAUGGAUGGAUUCUUCUCUCCUUCCAAUCUUCCUGAUGUGUCUGCAGAUGAAGAUGAAGCUGUUGAAUCCAUACUAGCCUGUGCAGAAAAUGUGGAAAAACUUGAAGAAAGGGCAGUGGCCAUGAACGAGGAAUUAGAAGGAAAAUCAUACGUUGAGACUGUUCAGGAUACCGAACUUGUUGAAGCUUCCUUGAGGUCUGAACUGUUUGCACGGUUAGGCAUGAGAACUUUGCCUAAGAACAGUGACAUGGUUUUUAACAGGGAGCAUAAUGUGGACAAAAUAGCUGACAAUGAUGUUGAGAGUAGGGAAACACAUAUGAGCAUGGGGAAGCUAUCUGCAAUUUCUGACCAGCAACCUGUGGUGGAAGAGAAAAACCAAAUGGCUGACAUGGAAGGUACAGAAAUGCCUGGAAGUAAAAGCUGCUGGAUUUCUUCCCGCAAACAUGAUAAAAAUCAUUGCGAUAAGCCCUACUUUGAUAAUGGGUCUAACAGGAGUACCAAUCCCGAGGAAAGCAGCUCCUCACCAGAAGAAUCUUGCAGGCCCACCUGUGCCUCUGUUUUCUCCCUACCUUCUUCAGUUCUGAAGAUUGUAUUUAAACAUAUGAAGGUUAUGCUCCCAGGCAGAUGUAAAGGAUAUCAGACUAAGCAAGAACUCUCUUAUGGUAUUUCACAUGAGGAGGCCAUUGAAGUAAACUGUUUUGAGAGCCAGCUAGUUGUUUUCAGAGCAGAUGCAACAGCAAACCAUAUAAGAGAUGCAAGAAUUGGAAAGCUGGAUUCGGGCACUUCUGAUCUUGCAAUUGAUCCCUUCUGGCCAUUUUGCAUGUUUGAGCUCCGAGGAAAAUGCAACAAUGAUGAAUGUUCAUGGCAGCACGCCAAAGACUACACCCAAAGAAAUUUAAAGCAGCUUAAUGAUUCGUCUAUCUCUGAUGGUCAGGACAGUCCAUUGAUUCUUGGAAAUCUGACUGAUGCGCGGGAGCUUCCUCAUGGUCUCCACCAUUAUAUCGUGCCAGUGCCAACAUAUCGAAUUGGUCCAAAUCUUAUAAAAGCUGAUAAACAGUCUUCUGGAUAUGUGUUGCCUCAUAGCAUUUGUCAAUACUGGCAACGGGAUUUCUGCAGUUCAUUUGUGGUUCCUUUCUCUGUUCUGAGAACCCCACCUCCAGAUGUCCCAUAUUCGCAAGCUGGUGAUAGCUGUGCUGAGGACCAUGGGAGUUGGAACAGGCUAUCUUUGUAUUUUCGAAGUCAAGAUGACACAACGAAACAAGCUGUGCAAGGUUUGGCUGCUUCUGAACAAUCAUUAGAGCUGGCACUUGAUCUUUUUAAUGGGACUGUCAAUGAACAAGAAGGGAAGAAAAAGGCUUUAGCGGUACUAUCGCGAGCUCUUGAGGUUGAUCCUACUUCUGUAGUCCUAUGGAUUGUUUAUCUGCAUAUUUACUACAGGAAAGAGAAGGCUAUUGGGAAGGAUGACAUGUUUUCUCUUGCGAUCCGGCAUAAUGAAGGUUCUUAUGAGCUCUGGCUCAUGUACAUUAAUAGUCGCAUGCAUCUCGGUGAUCGGUUGGAUGCAUAUGAUACUGCGUUGUCGACACUGUGCCGGUUGGCGCACACUCCCAACAAGGAGAGCAAAUAUUCCAGUGCAUGCAUCUUGGACCUGUUCUUGCAGAUGGUUGAUUUCUUGUGCAUGUCUGGGGAUGUGGAAAAGGCAAUCUCAAGAAUCUGUGGAGUUCUUCCUACUGCAAUGGAUUUCGACAGCUCUAGCAUCACAUGGCUCUCAGAUAUCCUCAGAUGCUUGACAAUAUCUGACAAAUGUAUCUUGUGGGUUUGUUGUGUGUACUUGUUGGUCUAUAAGAAACUUCCUGAGACAGUCAUGCAGAGGUUUGAGUCUGAGAAAGAAUUGCCGUUGGGAUUAGAAUGGCCUUCCAUUCAAUUAACAUCUGACAAGAAGGAUCGAGCCAUAGAAUUAAUGAAGAUGGCUGCAGAUGCAAUGAGUUUGAGUAUUGAUGGUGAUUCAGAUGAAAGAGUCCACUUGCAGGGAGAUGCUUUUAGAUCUGUGCACUCACUGGCUGUUAACCACACUAGGUGUGUAGCAGCACUUGAAGGCUUGGACUGCGCUAAGGAUUUGUUGGUCAAAUACUUGAAACAGUAUCCAACCUGCAUAGAACUUGUUCUGACAUUGGCCCGCUGGCACAAAGACAGUUCAGGGGAGGAACGGUAUGAUGGGUUUGAAGAAGCUCUGCGUAACUGGCCAAGAGAAGUCCCUGGUAUUCAGUGUCUCUGGAACCAGUAUGCUGAAUAUGCUCUGGAGAAUGGUAGUGUUAGUUUUGCGGAAGAGCUGAUGUGUCGGUGGUUUGAAUCCAGUUGGAAAGUUCAAGAUGCUGAAAAUGGGAAAUUAGAUCUUGGAGGGAGCAGCUUACGCAGCUCAUCUGAAAUACCUUCCUCUGCAAAUUCAGGUAGCUGCGCCCCUUCUAACCCAAAGGAUGAGUUGUUUGGAUUGCUUAAUCUCUCUCUUCAUAGAUUGUUGCAGAACGAUCAAGCCAGAGCUUGCAUAGCUAUUGAUAAAGCAUUGAAGCUAGCUGGUGCUGAGGAUUUAAGGCAUUUUGUAAGAGAGCAUGCUUCGUUUCUUCUCUCCAAUGGGUCGGACUUGGAUUCUCUGGCCUCUGGAAUACCGAGCCUUCUGCUUAGUUACUUGUCAGAUACUCGGACUUUUCCCAUCUCUGAGCCUCUUUCUAGAAAGUUUGGCACAAGCAUCAAGAAGCCUAGGAUAAGGAAGCUGAUCAAUGCCAUGUUGGGUCCAGUUUCAUUGGAUUGUUCUCUAAUGAAUUCAAUUCUUAGAGAAUGGUAUGGCCCACCACUUCUGCCUGAAAAUUUUGAAAAGCUUAAGGAUCUGGUCGAUCUUGUCGAGGCUCUAAUGGAAAUUCUCCCAGCUAACUAUCAAUUAGCUAUGUCGGCAUGUAAGUUGGUGACUCGAAAUCCCAAUAUCGUUGGCAUUGUCUCUGCUAGUGCCAUGUUCUGGGCAAGCUCUCUAUUGGUAAAUUCCAUCUUUCAGGCUUUUCCGGUAGUGCCAGAGCAGUCAUGGAUAGAAGCAGCCAAUGUUUUGGGUAAUAUAGAAAUGAAGAACAUAUCCGAGAGGUUUCACCAGCAGGCUGUGUCAGUGUAUCCGUUCUCUGUUAAGCUGUGGAAAUCCUAUUUCAACUUGUCGAAGAAAAACGGGAAUGGGGAUGCUGUUGCAGAUGCAGCAAGAGAAAGGGGUAUCAAACUGAACUGAUCUUAAAAAAAUGCAAAAAAAGGAAAAAGAAAAUAGAAUUACUUUGACAGGUUUCAAUGAUGCGAUCCUAGGGUUUUUGGUAUGAGCAUGUUAAAGCAUAAUUGCAGAAACCAGGUAUGGUGCCUGGUGCAAGCCCUUUCUUUUGCAUCCACUGGAAGUGCAGCUUCCAUUGUAAAGGCAGCAAUGGAGAUAGUUACCAGACUGACUUGAAUCUCUUUUUUGAUAGAAGAUCACAUGAUUAUUGUUUGAAUACAGGGUUCUCUUAGACGCUGACCGUCGCUGCAAGAAACUAGUGUUGUCAAAAUGUAGAUACAGACAUAUACAGAUAGAAGAUAUACAGGGCAUAAUUCAAUAAGCUCACUUUUCUCACAACCAAGAGUGCACCCGCGAUCUGUUGUUUGUGAUUUAGGGGAUUCACGACAGGAGAUUUUUUGCCUGUAAAUUAGAUCUACAGUUCAUGAUUUGAUGCAAAAGCUUUCAACUGUUCUUGCUGUAAUUACUGAUGGAAAUCUGCUUACAGUAGGAUAGUUUUGAUUUCAAGGUUUACAUCUUGUCCAGUUCAUACAAUCUUUUGUAGAUUUUUAAUUUUUUCAUCCACCUUACUGAAAUAUGGUGAGAUUCUUAAUGAAUUGCUGUUUUCAUUUUCCAAAAAAAAGAAAAAAAAAAAAAGAAAGAAAAAGAAAAG